UUUGUUCAGUGCUUUUUUUGUUAUCAUCAAUGUUAAGUUACCGUUCAUCGUGACACAAUAUUUUUAUUUUGAGGUCAUUACAUUGCACACGAUUCCACCCGAUGCGCAACCGAACAACACACGAACGUCACUCGCAACAUAAAGGGCGAUGUUGAGCAUAUUAAAGAUAGACAGCUGUCGUUUCAUUUUCAGCUGAUUUUUGUGUACGCUCACAGUACGGGGCACCACUCGUGUUCUUAGACAUUUAUAGGGCUCUUUUUGAAGAUAUUCUUUUCACGCCAUCGGUUAUAGAUAGGUGGAAACGCGAAGUGCAGUGGGAACAAUCGAGAAAAGCUUAGCAUCGAACAAAGGGAGAUGGUCCAUUGAGUGCGGGAGAGGAGCAGCGGGCGUGACGUCACGCCACGACGAGGCCGAUGAGGCGAGGAUCGUGACCGGAGGAGCGCGGCGAGCACGCGCAGCGGAGCGGGCCAGCCUGGCCUCCAGUGACUCCGGGGACGAGGGCCAACGGCCGCCGCGCAAGCGGACGCGCAGGCUGUCGCCGGAGCCGACCAUGCACCAGCCCUGCACCAACGGCGCUCACCUCAACGGUGACGCCGCCCGCAACGGAGACCUGCCGCCGGGGCUCCGCAUGAGCCAAACAGACCAGGAGAUUGUGCGCCUCAUCGGACAGCAUCUGCUCUCGGUCGGACUAGAACGUAGCGCGACUCUGCUGAUGGAGGAGUCAGGGUUACACCUGGAGCACCCCGCGGCGGCCACGUUCCGUACACACGUGUUGGCCGGAGACUGGGUGAAGGCGGACCACGACCUGCGAGCGCUGCACGACCUGCUCAGGGACUCGCCUCAGGUGGAGCCUCACAACCUCGCCGAGAUGAAGUUCGUAGUGCUCGAGCAGAAGUACCUCGAGCACCUGGAGGCGGGCCGUGUGCUGGACGCCCUGCACGUGCUGCGGAAUGAGCUAACGCCGCUGCAGUACGACACGGCUCGCGUGCACCGCCUGUCCGCGCUCAUGAUGUGCGCCGACGCCGCUGAGUUGAGGCAGCGCGCUCGCUGGCCAGGGGGCCCGCGCUCGAGGGCACGUCUUCUUGCCACCGUGCAGGCGGUGCUGCCGCCCGCGCUCAUGAUGUCUCCGGGCCGGCUGCGGGCGCUUCUGGCGCAGGCCGCCGCCCAGCAGGCCGCCCGGUGCCGGUUCCACGCGGCGCCUCGCCCUUCGCCUCCCGUCCCGUCCCCCGAUCGCGACGACGAGCUCGCCGUCCCCGAGCACAUCCCCUUCUCUCUCCUGGCAGACCACCACUGCUCGGCCGACCAGUUCCCCAUACACUCCUUGCAGGUGUUGAACGGUCACUGUGACGAGGUGUGGUACUGCAAGUGGUCCCCGGAUGGCUCCAAGCUGGCCUCGGGCUCCAAAGACAACACCGUCAUGAUAUGGGACUACAACCCUGUCACAAAACGAUUGGCUUUCAGGAAGUCGCUGGAAGGUCACUCGUACGGCGUGUCCUUCCUAGCGUGGAGUCCCGACGGCCGACACCUGCUGGCCGCCGGACCCGAGGACUGCCCCGACCUCUGGAUCUGGAACAUGGAGACGGAGCAGCUGCACCUGAAGAUGACUCACUCCCAGGAGGACUCGCUGACGGCGGCCGCCUGGCACGCCAGCGGGAAUGCCUUCGUCUGCGGCGGCGCCCGGGGACAGUUCUAUCACUGCGCACUCGACGGUACCCUCAUCAACAACUGGGACGGUGUCCGUGUGAACGCGCUGGCGUGCCGCUCCGAGGGCCGCGUGUUGGCCGCCGACACUCACCACCGCGUCCGGCUCUAUGACUUCAGCGACCUCACCGACAGGAACCUCAUCCAGGAGGAGCACGCGGUGAUGGCGAUGACCCUGAACGCGGCGGACACGCUGCUGCUGCUCAACGUGGCCAACCAGGGAGUCCACCUCUGGGAUAUCCGAGCCCGAGCGCUCGUCCGUCGCUUCAGGGGCCUGUCUCAGGGACACUUCACCAUCCACGCCUGCUUCGGAGGAGCUCAUCAAGACUUCAUAGCGUCCGGCAGCGAGGACAAUAAGGUGUACAUCUGGCACAUCGACGGCGAGGAGCCCAUCGCGGUGGUGUCGGGACACACGAGGUGUGUGAACGCCGUGGCUUGGAACCCCGUGCAUCAUGACGUGCUGGUGUCCGCCUCCGACGACUACUCCCUGAGGCUGUGGGGCCCGAGGACCCACCAGACCUAGGACACAGGGAUCCACGCCCACAGGACGCUACACCGAUACUCUCAAACUGGCCGUCGUAGGUGACCUCCACGGAAUGGACAUUUUGUUUUAUACGGAUACUUUGUUAGUAUCAUUGCUACGACUCGGGGUAAUGAAGAUAUUAUAAAUCUAUUGAAAAAAAUAUAUGUAAAAGAAAUUUAUGUUUUUGGCAGAACUACUUUGUGCAAUGCAGAGUGCCAUAAAAUAGUGCAAUAUUAACGUAAAAUGUCAGAAUUACCCACUGAAUUGCUCACAACACAAUACGGAAGGUCGUGUCAGAAGUUAAGUCCAUGAUGUUGAACGUUCAACGUGAUGACUCGACGAUGGACACUCCCGGACCUGCGCCGUCAAAACACAAACACGAGGACAGAUGACAAGCGACUCAAUGUAAUGAACAUAGUCUGUAAGGGGGCGGCCGGCGGCGCCUCGUGUGGCUAGUUGUAUAAGAUAGGCAUCCGACGACAAAACUGUCGCUGGCGACUCUCCAGCCGACACGUUGUGUGGAUCGCUCGAAGGUGAGAGGUUGGGGUCUGUGACGUAACACGUUGUCGUGUGACGUCACUAUAAUAUAUUAUGUUAACGUUAAUUUAAGGGAUUCAUUAUAGAGGCCGUCGCCCCGGCCCGCUCCGACUUAGAAUUAUUAUUAGGACUUAAGUAUGAGAGGUAGACGCGGAGUCGUUAUAUUUUUGUACCGACCUGGACCGACCGUCACGUGCUGGACUCGAACCACUCGUCGGAAAUGUCCCCGACAACAUUACAGUGCCCGUACUGACUUAAUGUUCCCGCCACUGCUCGUUCGCUCUCUUUGGACACAUGCAUCAUGUAAUAUUACAUGCCACACUACGGACCAGAUGAAACCCUGACACUAUUCUUUUUUCCAAUCAAACAUUCUUCAAACUUCCUCUCUGAUUUCAAUUUCCUCUUGGUCCCGGUCUCUUCUGAACCAACCGAGUAUUGUGUGUAGUGUCGAAGUACAAAGGGCGUUAUCUGAUAGCGAGUAGAGCAGGCUCCGGCCACUUGUUAUUUAAUAAUGAUAUAUCAAUAAAGUUUUUUAUCUUAAAUUUA
Molecule: messenger RNA, 3307 nt
Organism: Danaus plexippus (monarch butterfly)
Lineage: Eukaryota; Metazoa; Arthropoda; Insecta; Lepidoptera; Nymphalidae
Product: WD repeat-containing protein 26
Exons: 10
Coding region: 551-2224 (557 amino acids)
Biological process (GO): proteasome-mediated ubiquitin-dependent protein catabolic process
Cellular component (GO): GID complex
Molecular function (GO): protein binding
Source: RefSeq, a predicted model, not a curated record